AUGGCAUUCGAAAGUUCGGUACUAACGCUGCGUCUCUUAAUGUUUGUUUUGGGCGAUAAGGCGUCGCUUUUAUCAAAGUAUUCCGUAUUGGAAGCGUCAUCGCCAUCACCUACACGAGGACAUCACUUCGAUAAGGUCAUGGCCGCCCGAAGUACUCUGUCUGAAACUACUCGCUCGAUUCUUGACGAGCUGUCGGACAGUGCAAAGGAGAAAGUGCCACGGGAUGUAUACACCCAGCUAAUGUCGGGCUUCGUUCCUGCAACAAGGGAAGUUUCAAGAGCAGGGAACGAGCUGCUCAAAGCAUAUCAGGCUGUCCAGAAGUGCUCAGACCAGUACGUGAACACUCUCAAGACACUUGCUGAGUCAGCAUCUAAAGCUUUUCCUGGAGCGAAGAAGUACGGAGAGGAUUUGGAAGCGCUCUUGACCGAGUACGGUGAAAAGCUGAACCAACAGAGAAACUUUAUUGCUGAAUUUACCUCUAUCGUUGCAAAGACGACGGGGUAUAGCAACGAGGACAAGGAAAAGGUGAAGGAUAUGUAUGCAAGAUACCAGAAACAGGAAAAAGACUUUGAGAAGCAACGCAGAAAAGGGAGUAAGACAGUAUUCGACCAGCAACAGUUCGUAGAAGAAUCUGCAAAGGAAUUCCUGCGGCAGCAAGAAAUGCGUUACAAAUUUUUCCAUGACAAACAUCGAAACUGGUUUGCCAUGUUUCCGAGUUCAACCAAACCGGAAAACAAUAACGUCAACGAAUUAGAUAAUCAUGAGAAUGGCAAUGCGAGGAACAACAGAAUAAUUCUUCCUGAGAACGACUUUGUGCGGAAAAGAAACAAUGAUACACCAAAUUCAAUGGAAAACUCUACGACUGUUGGCGUGCCGAGCAGAAAGUCGACAACGCGUCAGGAAACGAUGAGUGAAGUGAUCACGACUGAGGUCAAACCAGCGUCACACUCAUACGUUAAUCUUCAAGAAGAUAAACGUAUGUCGCAGUUGCCGCCAACGGCAGCGCCGCAAGCCGCAACAAACUCUUUCGUCGUACUCAGAGAGAACCCGCCAGCCGCUCAAGCAGCAGUCAGAAGUUCCUUCGUCCCAACCAGAGAGAGCCCAAUGCCAGCCGUGCAGCCUGCAGCAACUAAUUCUUACAUUGCCAGGGAGAGUCCAAACCCAAUUGCUCAAAGUCCGCCGCAGCAAUUCGCAGCUAAUGAUUGGACAAACAACGUAUCAGAGGUUCCACGAAGAGAAUUUGCUCCGGUACUGCCGGCAAUUGAUCCUGCCGACUAUCGUCCGGAUGAGCCAGAAGUGAAAAGAGUGGUGAACGAACGUCGUCCGCCUGUUGGUGGUCGCCUGGUCUUGCCUACUUCGAUCGAUGCUUCAGCUAUUGGAAAUAGAGCUUCAAUACACAAUGUUGAAGAAUACAUCCAGCCAAACUAUGCCGUCAAUCGUCCAGUUCCUCAGGUCGCGCAAGUUCCACAGGUUCCGGCGAAGCCAGCAGGUGUUGUUCCACCCUUGUUUGAAAACAGUGACUAUGGUCGAGUUUUGAUGGUUACUCAAGAUUUUAAUGCCACAUCUGGAGAGCAAAUCACAGUAAAUCGAGGUAACAAGGUCAUUCUCAUAAAAAAUGGAAAGCGUGGAUGGAUUUUCAUCAGGGAUGUCGACACUCAGAGGACUGGUUGGAUUCCUGCACCAUUCGUCAGUUACUGAAGCCUGUUUCAUUUAUUAUAUUCGAAUAUACUUUCGUGAGCUCUAAAAGUCACGAAACGACUAAAUCAA
This is a messenger RNA of Cylicocyclus nassatus, 1767 nucleotides long. The record is from the annotation of a GenBank genome assembly. Lineage: Eukaryota; Metazoa; Nematoda; Chromadorea; Rhabditida; Strongylidae.